AGAAAGCCUUUUUCCUUUCAGAGUGUGUCACAGUGUGGGCGUGGUUUGGAGCAAGCCUAUAAUUAACCCUAUAAAUAAGUAGCCCACCAAGCCACCCAGAAUCAACAGUCUCCACUGGGACGGACGGACACUCUUUCUACUCAGAAAAAUGAUUGAUAUCAUGAGAGUUGAAACUACAGGAGCCUCGAGGGUCACAGCUCAGCAGGACCGUCUCAAUUGCACUGGUGUUCCUGCAUCUCACAAAAUGGCCGAGACUGAUGAGGAAAGAAUGAAGGCUUACAAAGGAAAGAUCCAACGUGUAGCAAAUUCCUUCCAAAUUGACCCAGCUAUCAUUGCUGGCAUCAUCUCCCGAGAAUCCAGGGCUGGGAAUACACUGGAAAAGGGCUGGGGAGACUAUGGGAAAGCCUGGGGACUGAUGCAGGUCGAUGUUACUCCAGAUGGAGGUCGGCACACACCAAAGGGUGAAUGGAACAGCGAGGAACAUAUCACCCAAGGCACAGAGAUCUUGGUGUAUUUUAUUGACAGAAUAGCAAGAAAAUUCCCCAACUGGACCAAAGAGCAGCAGCUUAAAGGAGGGUUGGCUGCCUACAACAUGGGAGAUGGCAACGUCCAUUCCUAUGAAAAGGUGGAUGAAAACACCACAGGUCGUGACUACUCCAAUGAUGUUGUUGCCAGGGCGCAGUGGUACAAAAAAAGAGGGUUUUUUUGACGGCUGCAGAUCGUAAAAAUCUCAAGAAAACAAUUUCAUAUCCUGUGACAAAGAUAACAAAGAACAGCCUUAAGUCUUUCAUGAAAUGUAAAGUCUAUUCCAUGGAUGUUGUUUCCCAAGCUGAAAAAAGUCUAACUCUGCACAAUAAACCUAGUGUGGCGUGAA
This is a messenger RNA of Menidia menidia (Atlantic silverside), 874 nucleotides long. The record is from the annotation of a GenBank genome assembly. Lineage: Eukaryota; Metazoa; Chordata; Actinopteri; Atheriniformes; Atherinopsidae.